Molecule: messenger RNA, 1770 nt
Organism: Arvicanthis niloticus (Nile rat)
Lineage: Eukaryota; Metazoa; Chordata; Mammalia; Rodentia; Muridae
Source: RefSeq, a predicted model, not a curated record
UGUUGACUGUGUUUUCACUUAGGGAGGACACCUGGAUGCGUCGGAAGCAGAAGAUGGAGCCAGUGACCUUUGAGGAUGUGGCUGUGAACUUCAGUCCAGGAGAGUGGGCUCUGCUGGAUUCUUACCAAAAGAAGCUCUACAGAGACGUCAUGAUGGAAACCUUUAUGAACCUGAUCUCCAUCGGGAAGACAGAGGAAGAAAGUAUGGAUGUGAACUAUACAAAGCCCCAGAGAAACCCGAGAAUUCAGGUGAUUGAGAAAUUCUGUGACUAUGAACGUGUCAGUCAGUGUGGAAAGACCUGCCAGCAGAUGACAGAGCAUAUUGUUAAUCGGGAGAGUCAUCCUGCAGUCCCAGCCUGUGAACGCAGUGUGAUUGUAAAAGACAUCAAUGGUCACUCAUCCUCAGAUGCACUCCUUAGAGGUCAAAAUAAAGAGAAACCAUACAGAUGUCAGGAACUCGUGGAAAAGGAUAUCAAAUAUGAAAAAUGUUGGAAAGAUGUUAUUUAUUCUGAAUCCUUCCAGACACUUGAGAGGGUUCCUGCUACAGAGACUAUUUGUGAAAAUAAACAGACCAGUGAAUCUUGUAGGAAUCUCACUUCUCAUCAAGAUUAUGAGAGAACUCACACUGGAAAUGAGCUAUAUGAAUGUAAACAAUUUGAGAAAACCUUAAAGGAAGAAAGUUAUAUUCAAAUAUGUGAAAGGAUCCAUACUGGAGAAAAACCGCUUGAGUGUAAGCAGUGUGGAGAAGUCUUUGUUAAUUCCAGUCACCUGACCAAACAUCAGAGAAUUCACACAAGAGAGAAAACAUACUCAUGUAGACAUUGUGGUGAAACUUUUCUGUAUUCCAUGGCCCGUCAUAAUCAUGAAAAAACUCACAAGAGAGAACAGAGUUUCAUAUGUAAACAUUGUGGGAAAGCGUGCAUUCAUUCUUAUCAACUUCUUCAGCAUGAAAGACGUCACACUCGAGAGAAACGUUAUACAUGUGAUCAAUGUGGCAAAGCAUUUAGACGGUCCUCAAACCUUCACAAACAUGAAAGAAUUCACAGUGAAAAGAAACUUUAUGCAUGUAAACAUUGUGGGAAGGCCUUUAUCAGUACAGGCAACUGUUACAACCAUGAAAGAAUUCACACUGCAGAGAAAACCUAUGUUUGCAAGCAGUGUGGGAAAGCAUUUACACUUUCCUCAUACCUUCGAAAACAUGAAAGAAUUCACACUGGAGAGAAGCCCUAUACAUGUAAAUAUUGUGGAAAAGCCUUCACCCAUUCUAGUGCUCAUUACAGGCAUGAAAAAAUUCACACUAGAGAGAAACCAUAUGUAUGUGUAGAGUGCGGGCAGGCAUUCACCUUCUCCAAACCCCUUCAAAUACAUGAAAGAACUCAUACUACUAGAGAGAAAUUCUACAAGUGUAACCAGUGUGGGAAAGCAUUUACAAGCUUCUUAUACCUUCAAAGGCAUGAGAGAUCUCACAAUGGAAAGAAACCCACUGGGUAGAACUUGUACCUGUGUAAGCUAUGUGUAACUAGUCAGCUUGCUUUUGAGAAUAUUUAUUUAUCAUGUAUUUGUUUGUUUGCAUGAGGUUUGGGGCAAGAAUACACUCAUGCCUUAGUGUACCUGUGGGGAGCAGCAGACAGCUUUCUGGAUUCAGUUCUCAUAUUUCCAUUAUCUAAGUCCCAGUGGUGGAGCUCAGAUCCUCAGUCUCAGCAACAGGACCUUUCUAAGCCAUUCCACCAGCAUUUAACUUGCUUGUUUUUUAUGAAUGACUUUUUUUUUU